Molecule: messenger RNA, 2198 nt
Organism: Momordica charantia (bitter melon)
Lineage: Eukaryota; Viridiplantae; Streptophyta; Magnoliopsida; Cucurbitales; Cucurbitaceae
Source: RefSeq, a predicted model, not a curated record
CCUUCAAAGGUUGGUGUCAAGAAAAGCCACGGCGGGUACUCUCAGUCUCAUCAGCGGCCCCACGAAGAUGAAAUUUGCCAGCGGGAGAAGCUCGGGGAAAGGGAGAAUAGUUCUAUGCCACAAACAGCGUAGAUUGACUCGAUCGGGAAUUGACUUUGCAAGUAGCAACAGUGACGGGAUAAGAAAGAGCCGUGGAAUGGAUCUUCUUCGGAAUUUCAUCCCUAUUCUAUUUAUGCAUUUGAGAAAAGAUUUCUUGAAUAGCAGGAAAUGGAGAGGCGAAAGGUCAAAGGAGAAAAGAAUGUCAUCAGGCCUUUCUCUACCAGAUAACAGUAGCGGGAGCAAUACUAAUUCAACUGUUAUCUAUGUAGUUUUAAGCUUGGUGAUUUUUUCUGUCAUUGGUGCAAUCUCUUGCUGCUUUGCUAGGAGAGUUAGGCAAGGUAUUGUAAGAGAGUUGCAAAGUGUAGUUACUUCACCUGCACCAAAUGUGGCACAUUCACCUGCCCAAAAUACAGUUCAGAUUUGGGAAAUUGAUGCACCAACAAUGGAAAAGUUCCUCCGAGAAAUAGCAGAAGAAAGGCCAGUAAGGUUCACUGCUCAACAACUAUAUAGUUUCACAAGCAAUUAUUCAGCACCACUUGGGUCUGGAGGAUUCGGCAUGGUCUACAAAGGACAGUUCCCAAAUGGGAUGAAGAUUGCUGUGAAGAUUUUGAAGAGGGACUCGGACAGGCAGGCGGAGGAGCAAUUUAUGGCUGAGGUAGGAACAAUUGGCAGAACUUACCAUAUAAACUUGGUUAGGCUUUAUGGUUUUUGUUAUGAUCAAUAUAUGGGUGCACUGGUAUUUGAGUACAUGGAAAAUGGAUCUCUGGAUAAGUACUUGUUUGGCAAAAAACAAGAAAUUGAAUGGGGAAAGUUACAUGAUGUAGCCAUUGGGACUGCUAAAGGCCUUGCUUACUUACAUGAGGAAUGCCAACAGAGAAUCAUUCAUUAUGACAUAAAGCCUGCUAACAUUCUACUGGAUGCAAAUUUCUCUCCCAAAGUUGGUGAUUUUGGACUUGCCAAGCUUUGCAACAGGGAUAGCACCCAUAUGUCUCUCACUGGCUAUCGAGGCACCCCCGGAUACUCCGCCCCAGAGUUCUUAUUAAGUAAUUUUCCAAUUACGCACAAGUGUGAUGUUUACAGCUUCGGAAUGGUAUUGUUUGAGAUCAUUGGAAGAAAAAGGAAUGCUGGUGUUACUCCUUCUGGGAACCCUGAUUGGUUUCCACAACACGUGUGGGAGGAAUACAGAAAGUUAAAAUUGGAAGAAAUGACUCGAAGUUGUGGAAUUGAAGAGAAAGAUAAAGAGAGGGCGAGCAGAAUGUGCAAGGUGGCUCUGUGGUGCGUUCAAGAUUCCCCCGACGAGCGGCCGCCGAUGAGUGCAGUGGUGAAGAUGCUAGAGGGAGGAGUAGAGAUAAUGCCGCCACCAAAGCCAUUUCUCUACUUGAAUCUUCUAACUACAAGAGGGAACAGUAAGUUGAAUCUGCAACAAGCUAGAACCAGUUCAGAUUAUUCGACGUGCAACGAAGAAAGCGGUUCUUAUUGGUACAAGAAGGCUACUUCCAAUCUAGAAGUAUGAAUUGCAUAUAGCUAGUUCUCGACUCGGAAGUGAGUUAGAAGUUUGAAAUCUUCGUAUUCGCUCUCCUUUUUAUCCAUGGGAAAAGCAUAUUCUAUUGCAGACAGAGAAGAGGACAGUGUAACCUACAACUCGAAAAACAGGUACUCGUCUAUGAGAACUUACAUUAUGCUCUUAGCUAUUCAAUAGAUGGUCUAUUUUUAACUUUUUACGAUGAACUUUUAGAGAAAUUUGGUGUUUAUAAUUACUUCAAAGAUUAUAGGUGAAGUAUGGUUGUUGGAAAACUCGAUGAAAUGUCUUAUCAUGGGACAUUUUAUGAGAUAGAUGCGAAAGUCGAACUUAAAUAAAUCUUAAUAAGGGAUGGAUGUGAUUUAUGUCUUAUUUAAGACGGGAUAAGUAGAUGAGAUGAUUAGGUGUUCUUAAACUCUGCCAUGUUGGGAGUGUUUGGAGCUGGGAUAUAUUCGAGGAAUGACAUAUCUCAUUUGUGGGCCAUUAUCGGACAAUAGUCGAUAAUUUUAUGAUUUUAUGACGUUGGAUGUAUAUGUAAGAGAAAUUAUAAAAUGUAUGGUCUACUUUGCUAAUGUUCCCA